Molecule: messenger RNA, 1476 nt
Organism: Perca fluviatilis (European perch)
Lineage: Eukaryota; Metazoa; Chordata; Actinopteri; Perciformes; Percidae
Gene: rfc2
Product: replication factor C (activator 1) 2
Exons: 6
Coding region: 253-1320 (355 amino acids)
Biological process (GO): DNA-templated DNA replication; DNA repair
Cellular component (GO): DNA replication factor C complex; nucleus
Molecular function (GO): DNA clamp loader activity; ATP hydrolysis activity; ATP binding
Source: RefSeq, a predicted model, not a curated record
GGGAAAGCUGUUUGACUUUAGCUGUUUGACUGGGAUACAGCGAGUUUAGGAAAAUAAAUUGUAGUUUGGGUAAAAACACUCCCGAGGAAUGAACACGCGUUUCUUGGGUGAAAUUAUUAAAAUUAUAUUAUUAUAUUAGCCUAGAUUUUGCGAGAUAAAGCGUCAUUUUGCGUAACUUCCGGUCGGUAGCUCGAGCCACAACCGGGAAAAGUUCCGCGGGCUUCGGCGCUGGAGAGGCAGAAACAAACAAACAUGGAGGCUGAGAUGUUGGAGGCUGAGUGCGAGCAGCAGAAGCCGGUAGAAAGCGGCCAGAAGGCGGUCUCAGGAGCUGGAGAACCGGCGGUUAGAGUCUCCUCUGAACUGCCUUGGGUGGAGAAAUACAGGCCGGUCAAACUGAACCAGAUCGUGGGGAACGAAGAGACGGUGAGUCGGCUGGAGGUGUUCGCCCGGGAGGGAAACGUCCCCAACAUCAUCAUAGCAGGUCCUCCAGGAACAGGGAAGACGACCAGCAUCCUGUGUUUGUCCCGAGCGCUGCUGGGAGCCUCCAUGAAGGACGCCGUGCUGGAGCUCAACGCCUCCAACGAAAGGGGAAUCGAAGUGGUGAGGAACAAGAUCAAGAUGUUUGCUCAGCAGAAAGUCACACUGCCCAAAGGACGACACAAGAUCAUCAUCCUGGACGAAGCCGACAGCAUGACGGACGGCGCCCAGCAGGCUCUGCGGAGGAUCAUGGAGAUCUACUCGAAGACGACGCGCUUCGCCCUGGCGUGCAACGCGUCUGAUAAGAUCAUCGAGCCGAUCCAAUCACGCUGCGCCGUGCUGCGCUACGCCAAGCUGACAGACGGACAGGUCCUGGCUCGCCUGCAGGACAUCGUCCACCAGGAGGCGCUGUCUGUCUCUGACGAUGGGCUGGAGGCUGUCAUCUUCACCGCUCAGGGAGACAUGAGACAGGCGCUGAACAACCUGCAGUCGACCCACUCCGGCUUCGGCUUCAUCAACAGUGAGAACGUGUUCAAAGUGUGUGACGAGCCCCACCCCCUGCUGGUGAAAGGCAUGCUGGGACACUGCGUGGCGGGGGACAUUGACGAGGCGUACCGCGUGGUGGAGGCGCUGUGGGCGCUCGGAUACUCGCCAGACGACAUCAUCGGGAACAUCUUCAGGGUCUGCAAGACCCUCCCCAUGGCCGAGUACCUCAAGCUGGAGUUCAUCAAGGAGAUCGGCUACACCCACAUGAGGAUGUCUGAAGGAGUGAACUCUCUGCUGCAGAUGGCCGGGCUGCUGGCCCGACUCUGCAGCAAGACGGCCCCCCCCGCUGCCAGCUGAAUGGACUGCUCCACGCCCCCCCGCCAGCUGAAUGGACUGCUCCACGCCAACAUUCAUGUUACAUCAGACACGAGAAAAUAAAUCAUCUGUUCACUGAUCAGGGUCCACAGUCUGUUGAACCGGACUCAGAGCUGUACCUCUGAUUCAAGAACUUUC